Molecule: messenger RNA, 1810 nt
Organism: Eufriesea mexicana
Lineage: Eukaryota; Metazoa; Arthropoda; Insecta; Hymenoptera; Apidae
Product: homeobox protein Hox-B1a
Exons: 2
Coding region: 347-1804 (485 amino acids)
Biological process (GO): regulation of transcription by RNA polymerase II
Cellular component (GO): nucleus
Molecular function (GO): DNA-binding transcription factor activity, RNA polymerase II-specific; RNA polymerase II cis-regulatory region sequence-specific DNA binding
Source: RefSeq, a predicted model, not a curated record
GGUUAACCAUUCAAAGCGAGUGAAGCGCCAUUGGCAAUACUCUCCUUGGACUUUUAGCGGGAAGUGUGCACAACCUGUGAUAACCGUGUAACUCGUAACCCAAGAAAGCUGCUACUAAAGCUCACCAUCGACCACUAUACGUGACCCAUCACCGACACAGUCUAAACAGUGUACGGACCAAAGGUGGUAGCCACCCAUCGCGAUGUAACCUAAUUGCCAGAGUAAUCCCAAGUACCAAACUGCUCUCUGCCGCCCGUUCCCUCCGCAAAGAGUGCGCGCACCGAAGGACACGCUGGUAGCCGGGCAGCAGGUGGCCAAUUGAUGUAUUCGCCUCACCGCCACGAGGAUGAUGAUGAUGGACAUGGGCAUGUACGGAACUUACGGCAAGCCUGACUCAUACCCCAACUACGUGUGCACGGGUCAAGGGAAUCAUCAUCAUCAUCAGCCCGUGUCCGUCGGUGGACACGUGCCAGUCCCGGCCUCGCCGGAACUCGCUCCGGCCCACUACUUCCCUCAGACCGCGGUGUCGCCUUACUCUUCCUCUUCGUCGGAGAGCUUCCUAGCGGCAGAGUCCGCCGCGUCCUCGGGCACGCCUCCGCAGGGCUUCUACUCGCCGUCGGCAGCCGUCCUGCACGAGGACGGUUCCACCACCGCGAUCAUCUCCUCCGAGAAUGGCCUGAGCUACACGAACCUAGACUACGCUACGUCCUCGGCCACGUCGUCCUACACCGGCCAACAGCACCAGCACGCGAACGGGUCGCACGGAUCGGUGGACCCUCACCAGAGUUACCACGUCCAACAGGCAGCCUACAGAGACGACCAUCAUCACCAUCACCAUCCCGCUUCAUCCUCGGGGAACGGUCUUCAUCAGGGCUCGAUGAUGACCGCUGGCCACUCGAGGACGGAGCACGAGCAGCAGUUGCAUCAUCAGUCUUCUAGUCAUCACCAUCACCAUCACCACCAUCACCACGAGCCCGACUACCAGCUACCAGUCGCUGGAACCACCAACUAUCUCCACCAGCUGCCAACCACGGAGGACUCGCUCCACUAUCACUCCCAAAUCCGACAGAACGACUACACGGGACACCCGGCUGGUCAUUAUAAAGAGGAAAACCCGGACCCAUCGUGCUAUCACGUGCUCCAACAGACGGGACACCCUCAGCAUCCGCAUCAGCACGGACACCAUCACCAGCAGCACCCUCACGGACACCAUGCUCCGCCGCCGCAGCAGCAGCAGCAGCAGCAGCAGCAACAGCCUCACGUGCCCACGUACAAGUGGAUGCAAGUGAAGAGGAACGUACCCAAACCCGUCGCAGCAAAGACAAACCCAAGCGUGGGUGAAUAUGGCGGAAACACAGUUGGGGGUGGAAAUGCAUCCCCCUACGUGACAGCGGCGAACGGUCCUGUAAGCUGCCUUACCGGCGGACCCAUGGCCGGUAUUGCAGGUAGCUUCAACAAUACCGGCCGGACUAACUUCACGAACAAGCAACUCACGGAACUCGAGAAAGAAUUUCACUUCAACAAGUACCUGACCAGAGCAAGACGCAUUGAAAUCGCGUCAGCGUUGCAAUUGAAUGAAACGCAAGUGAAGAUUUGGUUCCAGAACAGAAGAAUGAAGCAGAAGAAGAGAAUGAAAGAAGGUCUAAUACCGGUAGAGAAUACGACUGUAGCGCCGCUCAGUGGCGCCAGGAGUUCGAGUAAUUCGCCAACUAGUUCUUCGAGUCAUGAAACUAGCGGUCUUGGCUUAUCUAGUUUUACGAGCGACAAUAGUCGGGAAUCCCCACCCUCGUCUUCAAAAGAUUGACGCGUC